UGGUUAUACCUAUAGAUUAGUGAAGUUAUAACUCCAAAAACCACCACCAUACCCAAUCCUGGAAAAGUUGUUGCCUGUGAAGGAUGCCUUCAGCUGCGAAUCCUAAGUCCGAAAAACCGGCCUCUUCGGAGGCCACGGAUAAUUCACCAGUACGACAAGUCUUGACGAUUAUAGAACAUAAAAUCCGUAAUUUGGAAAAAAGAAAGAGCAAGUUGACAUCAUACAGAGACUUACAAAAAUCUGGCAAAGAACUAAAUUCAGAUCAGAAGAUAGCCGUUGCCAAGUAUGAUGAAGUAGCUCAGACAUUAGAAUUUGCUCGUGACCUCUCAAAGCAAAUAACGUCUAUAGCAGUCUCAACUGAAAAAGAAGCUAAAAAACAAGCGAAAAGGGAAACCUGGAUUCGCUAUGCAGCUGACACAAAUAAGAUCCGUGAGGUGCUCCUUAUCUUGGACUGCCUCACGCAGAUGGGCAAUGCUGAGGCCAGGGACGAUUUCCUAAAUGGGACUAAUGGAGCAGCUAAACUGACUGAGGAGGAUCUUAAGAUUCUUGAUGAUCUGUACCCCGAGGUGACGCCGAAACACGAGGCCAACGAGGAGGGGCGGCCCGCGUUCCCCGCGCACACCACCAAGGCCGCCGAGCACCUCUACGCCAUCAUCGACGGCAAGCCCAAGGAGGCGCUCGGCACCACCUACGCGCACAUCAAGGAGAUCAUCAUGACCGUGCACAGCUGCGGCUACUUCGACAAGCUCGAGGACGACGCGCCCGCGCCUCCUCCCGCGGAGGUGCCCUCGCCCACGCUCGAACCCGCGCUGCCCUCGCCCGCGCUCCCCUCGCCCGCGCCCGCGCCGCUCGCCUACAGCGCGCCCGCCGUGCUGCCCGCGCCCGCCUACCCGCUGCGCCCGCUGCCGCCCAUCACGCUGCAGGAGGUGGAGCACGCCUACUUCGCGCAGCAGUACCCGCAGCAGCGGCCCAUCGCCGAGGUCAUCGGCUCGCAGAACUUCUUCUUCCUGCAGGACGAGGAGAUCGACAGCCCCGUCGGCACGCCGCAGCCGCCGCUGAUGAACCCGCCCUCGCCGCCGGGCCCGAUCCCGACGCAGACCUUCACCAACCAGCACUUCGUGCCGAUGCCGGAGCCGGGCCCGCUGCCGAUGCCGCCGCCGCACUUCCAGGCGCCCUACGUGCCGCUCGCCGCGCCGCCGCCGCCGCCGCCGCAGCUCGCGCCCGCUCCCGCGCCUGCUCCCGCUCCCGCGCCCGCUCCCGAGCGGCCCGAGCCCCGCCGCACGCCGCCGCCCGAGGCUGACGGCGAAGACGACGAAUGGCGCGAGGCCCGCAGCCCCGAGCGCGACGACGCCGCCGAGCGCAAGACGCAGGGCCAGGGCGACGGCCAGGGCCGCUUCCGGCGCUACGGCCGCGGUGGUGGCGGUCCGGGAGCGCCCAACGGCUACCGCGGCCGCGGCGGCUUCCGCCCCGACGGCUACCAGCCGCGCCACGCAGAGUACCCGCGCGCCAACAAGGACGGCUACCAGCCGCGCGAGCGCCACUACAACAACGACGGCUACCAGCCGCGCCCCAAGGACCGCGACGGCUACUACGGCAACGGCGACGCGGGCUCGCCGCAGGAGAACGGCGCGCGCGAGCGCUACGGCGACAGCCAGAGCUACGGCGGCGGCUUCAAGAGCCGCGGCCGGGGCGCGCCCCGCGGCCGCGCGCAGCCGCGCCGCCAGCAGCCGCACUACGCGCGCAACAACGGCAACAACAACAACACCGGCAACAACAACAACGCCGGCAACAACAAGGACCACGCCGACCAGUGAGCCGGCGCCCCGCCGCGGGCCCCGGGCCCGACAUAAAAAACUGUAACUUUUCUGUAUGAAGGACUAAAUCGUUUGUGGAAGGCAGAUUUCACCGGCAACAACGCGCUGUGGCAACGACAGACAGAGAUUAUGGUAUAAAAAAAAUAAAUUUAAAAAAUAAUAAAAAAAAAGUAAAAUAAUAAAAGAUGAAACUGAAUAAAAAUAAGUUACUUGACUUUAGAUGUAUGAUAUAUGCGAUUAUAAUAAGUUACGUAAUUCUAGAUUCUAUAGGUCGGUCGGUCGGCGGCCGGCGAGCACACGGCUCGACGCGACUCCGGGACCUCGAUUCCAAAUCUCAUUGAUCUUUGUACUUUUCAUACCGUUCGUAUUGAUUGAUUCAUUACAUUACAUGUGUUAAAAUGUUAUACAUGUUGUUUUCCUGAGCCGAAUUAUUUUGAAGUGAGCGAUUAUGAUAUUGCACGGAAUGUGGUGAUUUGUUAAGGUUUUUUUUAACAAAUUAGGAACGGAAAAGUAUAUAAGCACUUGUAUGCUUGUGUAUUUUGUAAGUACUUUUUUCAUUAAACCAGUGACACUUGAAAGAGUUAAAACCGUACAAAACAAAUAUUGUCACGGAAUUGUUACUGUAUAUUUGAUUCUGGCCCCCAAUUUUAUUUUACAUUGUUCUCAAUAGAGGCUGUGUGCAAGCAAAUUAAAAGUAUUCUAUGAAUGA
Molecule: messenger RNA, 2523 nt
Organism: Leguminivora glycinivorella
Lineage: Eukaryota; Metazoa; Arthropoda; Insecta; Lepidoptera; Tortricidae
Gene: Capr
Product: caprin homolog
Cellular component (GO): cytoplasm
Molecular function (GO): RNA binding
Source: RefSeq, a predicted model, not a curated record